This is a messenger RNA of Vicugna pacos (alpaca), 2802 nucleotides long. RefSeq names its product POP4 homolog, ribonuclease P/MRP subunit (gene POP4). Gene Ontology annotation, biological process: tRNA 5'-leader removal; rRNA processing. Gene Ontology annotation, cellular component: ribonuclease MRP complex; ribonuclease P complex. NCBI's taxonomy places the organism in Eukaryota, Metazoa, Chordata, Mammalia, Artiodactyla, Camelidae. The record is from RefSeq and is a predicted model, not a curated record. Gene Ontology annotation, molecular function: ribonuclease P RNA binding.
GUCACGGGCGGCGCCAUCCACGAGCUGGGAGUCUGCGACUCGAGCUGCUGGUGGGACCGUGUCUGUCUGUCGACUUAGCCUACUGGGCGACCUUGGGCACAGGAACCUCUCCACCGCCAACUCUGACGGGAGAGGCUCUGGUGAUCGAGGGCUGCUGAAGAAAGUAGAGAGGAGUGAGCGACGCCUGAAGGAGACGUCAGCAGAGCGCACCGGAAGCAGUCCGAGAAUGAAGGGUGUGAUCUACCAUGCCUUUUCUCAGAAAGAGGCGAAAGAGUUGGAUGUUCAGCACCCAGGAAGCCAGCGGGCCGAGGCCUUCGUGAGGGCCUUCCUGAAGCGGAGCAUGCCCCGCAUGAGCCAGCAAGCCCGGGAGGACCACCUGCAACGCAAGGCUGUUGUUCUGGAGUACUUCACUCAUCGGAAGCGGAAGGAAAAGAGAAAGAAAUCCAAAGGCCUCUCUGCUAAGCAGCGGAGGGAGCUGCGGCUCUUUGACAUUAAGCCAGAGCAGCAGAGGUACAGUCUUUUUCUCCCUCUGCAUGAACUCUGGAAACAGUACAUCCGGGAUCUGUGCAAUGGUCUCAAACCAGACACGCAGCCACAGAUGAUUCAGGCCAAGCUCUUGAAGGCAGAUCUUCAUGGCGCUAUUGUUUCAGUCACAAAAUCCAAAUGCCCCUCUUACGUGGGCGUUACAGGAAUCCUUCUACAGGAAACAAAGCACGUUUUCAAAAUUAUCACUAAAGAAGACCGCCUGAAAGUUAUCCCCAAGCUAAACUGUGUGUUCACUGUGGAGGUCGAUGGCUUUGUGUCCUACAUUUAUGGGAGCAAAUUCCAGCUGCGGUCAAGCGAGCGAUCUGCAAAGAAGUUCAAAGCAAAGGGAACGAUUGACCUGUGAGCUCCUGCUGCCUAAAGGGAUCGUUUAUGACAGCUGAGAAUUGGAACACCCUGAACGAAUGCCCACUGUUCAAGAAAGAGAUGAUCAGGCCAAUUCUGGUUACAGACCACCUCCAGCCAGUUUAAAUCAGAAUUAAGGACAGUUUACCAUCUGGGAAGAAUACACUGUACUGGGCACAGUGGUCGGGGGGCCAGGGGUCUGUCUUUAUAGGUGCCCUUGUUUUUGCGUCUCUCCCAUGGAGAGAAAAGUUUGGCGGAAAACUUCAGGAUUAACACAUUGACUUGAAUACUGGGAUUAACUGAGUUUUUAUUAAAUAGUGGGAUUAUUUGGGUUUUUUUUUUCUUUUUCCGUGUUUUUGGAAUGUUCUAUGUUGAAUCCGUUGUUUAUGUAAUAGUAAAAUAUGCAUGUGGGCAUGAACAGGCUACAGAAAGAUUCCUGCAGCACAGCCAGGAUGGAAGGGGAGGCCCGAGGCUGCGCCUGGGUCUGCCUUUACUUCCGCUCUGUGGAAGCUGCCAGCAGGCACCGUGUCUUACGAGUCAGGGGUACCCUUCAUCUUUGACACGUCACUUGAAGUCAUGGCUGCCAUCAAACUCUUUGACCUGAGGUUUACUUUGCUCUUUCAAGAAAGUUAAAGAGGAAUGAGUGGUGAAGUCGCCAAGUAACAUAGGGCCCAUUCGGGGUUUAGAAAACUGGGGCAGGCCACAGCGGCAGAAUGCUGGGCCCAGGGGUGCUUAUUAAUGGUUGCUCCAGUGUAAGGCACUUCAAACUACAGAGUGUGCUCAUUCCUGAGUGCGUUAGGCUCCAGGGGAAGGUAGGCUGAAGGCAAAAUGAGACUGCAGCUCUUCCCAAGGUCUAACGUUCUAGGAAAGCCUCAGUCCCCAGCAGUGGCACCUUUGUUCCAUUUUUGCUGCCAGAAGGCUUGGCUCUGCAGUCUGCCCCCAGCCCUGUGUGGCAGUGUGUCUGUGGGCCAGUAGAUGGGGCCCUUCUCUGCAGGGCCUGAGUGCCAACUGGACGGGUGAUUCCGGGGCAGGGACCAGCCUUCCGAGGUCUGCUAUUGGGAGAACCACAUGGCUCAGAAGGUCGUGUCGCCCCUUGCUUUUGACAAGCAAGUGUUUGCUGACCAACAAGGUGAGGCCAGAAGCAUUCCUGGUGACAAAAUGGCAGCAAAUCACGUGCUUUUUAUUCCACAACAAGAAAAGCAGCGAUGACAGAGGCUUCGCUUUCUCCGCAUUUCACACUGGACGAGAAACUCCGUGGUGGAGAAGGGACGCGGAAACACUGACUUUGCAGCAGGAGCGCAAGAAGGCCCAGCUGUACCUCUACUCCCCCCCGAAGGCCAGGCGCGCCCAGAGUCUCCCACGGACCUGCCCGGCGGCUGCACCCCGCUUCCGUCCGCGCACGGUGUUCCUCGGCAGCAGGGUCCGAGUCUCCUUGGGUGCUCUCUCCAGUCUAGCCGUCGCUGCCAGUGGUUCAGAGCCGAGUCCCAGCACCACCUCAGGCAGGGCAGCCUGACCCAGCGACGGCCCCGGUGUGCAGCCACAAGGAGACUCGGGCUCACAGCGCUCCCUUGCCCGGGGCCUCACCACCUGCCAGAGGUAGAGCUGGGAUUGAAACCCUGCGUUGUAGCUCCAGCAUCACGCCUUUGACGAGGGCGUGACCGCAAGGAUGAGAAGAUACUGCCAAAGUCCGCAGCGUGGUCCCCUUCUUACCGGCGUUCCCACCGAGGAAAUCUCCGCCUCCCGUGUAGGACGGCUCCAGCUGUCUGAAGGUGCCACGUGGUACCAGCGUAGGUGCUGUAACGUCCUAAAGCCCACCGCUCUCACCCACCCCUCCGCGAUGGGAAGGGCAGCCAGUGUUGUGUAAACAUGCAGUUGUUUUCCAGAAAAGUUGUUGUAAUCACUUGCCGUGUGAAA